Molecule: messenger RNA, 916 nt
Organism: Aspergillus alliaceus
Lineage: Eukaryota; Fungi; Ascomycota; Eurotiomycetes; Eurotiales; Aspergillaceae
Product: alpha/beta fold hydrolase
Exons: 3
Coding region: 1-894 (297 amino acids)
Molecular function (GO): catalytic activity
Source: RefSeq, a predicted model, not a curated record
AUGGCCGCCACACAAACUAUCCAAGUUCCCCACCUGGGCGGCAUCAAAGCCGGUUACGCGCUCUCAAACAAUCACUAUGACCCCUCCAAGCCAACAUGCGUGCUCGUCAAUUCGAUGUGCAUGACGGUGUCUCUCUACCAUGAUCAGUUUAAUAAUAAGGAUUUAACUGAUGCCAUGAACCUGUUGGCUAUCGAGCCAUUAGGCCAUGGCUCGACCAGUUGUCCUUCUGAGCAUUUCACCUACUGGGAUUCCGCCGUUAUGGCCUUGCAAGUCAUGGACCACUUUGGGAUCCAGAAGGCGUUCGUCCUGGGGACGAGUCAAGGAGGGUGGAUUGUGACCCGGAUGGCGCUCCUCGCUCCGGAUAGGAUUCUCGGUCUCAUGCCCCUGGGGACAAGCAUGGAUUACGAAUCAGCUGAUUCCCGGUCCAAGGGCUGCUGGGACCCUGCGGCCAGUCUCAUGGCCUUUUACGAGAAGUGGACGAGUCCCUCACCUACACCUGACUUUGUUGUAGAUGAUGUUUGGUGUGGUUUGGUGGCCGGCAUUGGUUUCGGUGCCGCAGCCAGCGCGGAGAAAUCCGCGUUCUGGACUCAGACCUUGAAAGAGGUAUAUAAGGGCGACGAGGGCCGGAAGAAGGUGCGGAUGGCGCUCAAUUGCCUCCUCGAGAGAGAUGGGCUGUUGUUGCGCUUGAGGGACAUCAAAUGCCCUGUUUAUUGGCUCCAGGGCACUGAUGAUACACCAUUUGGAACGGUUGUCCCCGCCGAACAAAUCGAACUUUUCACCUCUUCUAAGGACGCCAAGCUGGUCAUGAUCGAGAGCGGUGCGCAUUAUCUGAAUGCCACUAAUCCUAAAGAGGUGAACGAGGCGCUUCUGGAAAUGGUCACGAAGUAUAAAUGAUUGCCACGGCGUGAGCGUCGCA